AUGACCGGAAAAAUGACGUUGUACAAGUUGGUGGUGUUGGGAGAUGGUGGUGUCGGAAAAACCGCGCUCACAAUUCAGCUUUGUUUAAAUCAUUUCGUCGAAACAUACGAUCCCACCAUCGAAGAUUCGUAUCGGAAGCAGGUGGUCAUCGACCACCAGUCCUGUAUGCUGGAAGUUCUGGACACCGCGGGCCAGGAGGAGUACACGGCCUUGCGAGAUCAAUGGAUUCGUGACGGCGAAGGUUUCGUUCUUGUCUACAGUAUCACAUCGCGCGGCUCAUUCUCGCGGAUACACAAAUUCUACAACCAGAUCAAGAUGGUCAAGGAAUCAGCCCACUCCGGGUCACCGUCGGGAGCCAGCUAUCUGGGAUCGCCUAUCAACGCCCCCUCGGGCCCACCUCUGCCUGUUCCUGUGAUGUUGGUCGGCAACAAGAGCGACAAAGCUGUGGAGCGCGCGGUCUCGGCGCAGGAAGGACAGGCCCUGGCGAAGGAUUUGGGCUGUCAAUUUGUGGAGGCGUCCGCCAAGAAUUGCAUCAACGUCGAGAAAGCCUUUUACGAUGUCGUCCGCUUACUCCGAGAGCAGCGACAACAACAGCAAGGUGGACGAGCCCAGGAUCGCCGACCGACAGGGUUGGGAGCCAUGCGCGAUCGCGAUGCGGGCCCCGAGUAUCCCAGAAAUCUUCGAACCGAUCGUCCCCGACACCGCGGCGGCCUCAAGUGCGUGAUUCUUUGA
Molecule: messenger RNA, 732 nt
Organism: Aspergillus clavatus NRRL 1
Lineage: Eukaryota; Fungi; Ascomycota; Eurotiomycetes; Eurotiales; Aspergillaceae
Gene: rasB
Product: Ras small monomeric GTPase RasB
Exons: 2
Coding region: 1-732 (243 amino acids)
Biological process (GO): signal transduction
Cellular component (GO): plasma membrane
Molecular function (GO): GTPase activity; GTP binding; GDP binding
Source: RefSeq, a predicted model, not a curated record